AUGGCUUUCUUUUUCAAUCGAGGUCGGUCGCGGCAACCGGCUGAUGUUGCCCGCUCUACCAAGGAAUUGCUACUCAGGGUCCAGGAGACUCCUAACUUGCCCAAGGCCGAGGAAGACCUCGCAAAGCAACUAAGUCAGAUGAAAGUGAUAGUUCAAGGGACACAAGAGGUCAACACGUCACCGGACCAAGUCCACGCCCUUGUUCAAGCCACGCUCCAAGAAGACCUCCUCUACGACUUAUCACGAACAAUUCAUUUGCUGCCAUUCGAAGCUAGGAAAGAUACACAGACCAUUUUCUCUCAUAUUCUCCGUUUCCGUCCAAGCAAUUACGCGCCUGACAAAGACCCUCCUGUCAUUUCGUACAUUGUCCACCACCGACCAGAGAUCCUUGUUGAAUUAUGUCGCGGAUAUUCCGAGAGCCAGAGUGCCAUGCCAUGUGGUGUAAUUUUAAGGGAAGCGCUCAAGUUCGACGUGGUUGCCGCGGUGCUUCUGUAUGAUCAGUCGAAGGAAGGAGAGCCGGCCGUGCGACUCUCCGAUUUGAAGCCAAAUCUGCCACAGAAAGGCGAUGGAGUCUUUUGGAGCUUUUUCGAUUGGAUCGACAAAAGCAGUUUUGAAGUGAGCGCAGACGCGUUUACAACUUUCCGGGAGAUUUUGACCCGGCAUAAGAACCUCGUUACCGCGUAUCUGGCUACCAACUAUGAUUUGUUCUUUGGCCAAUUCAAUGACGUUCUUGUCCAAUCUGACUCUUAUGUGACGAAGCGGCAAAGCAUCAAGCUCCUGGGCGAGAUUUUGUUGGACCGUGCAAACUACAAUGUGAUGAUGGCUUAUGUGGAGAGUGGGGAUAAUCUUAAGUUAUGCAUGAAGCUCCUGCGGGAUGAUCGCAAGAUGGUCCAGUAUGAGGGGUUCCACGUUUUCAAGGUGUUUGUAGCCAAUCCAAACAAAUCGGUGGCCGUGCAGCGGAUUCUGAUCAAUAACCGCGAUCGAUUACUCCGGUUCCUGCCUAAGUUCCUAGAGGACCGUACUGAUGACGAUCAAUUCACCGACGAGAAGAGUUUCCUCGUGCGACAGAUUGAAUUAUUGCCGAAGGAGCCUGUUGAACGGAGCAGGCCUGCGCGGGAGACCCAGUCUGGAGUCAACACCGCUGUGGCUUGA
Molecule: messenger RNA, 1152 nt
Organism: Penicillium pulvis
Lineage: Eukaryota; Fungi; Ascomycota; Eurotiomycetes; Eurotiales; Aspergillaceae
Product: Mo25 family protein
Exons: 5
Coding region: 1-1152 (383 amino acids)
Biological process (GO): intracellular signal transduction
Molecular function (GO): protein serine/threonine kinase activator activity
Source: RefSeq, a predicted model, not a curated record